GCAUGCGAUCGCAUGUCCUAAAAGGAGGAGAAAAAGGUCCCGUUCCUCGGCCAUCUCUCUCUCGCUUGCCGCUGUUGCUCCACUCCUCCCUUCCCUUUCCCUUUUGUAUGCCGACGGGCGAAUGGGAGUCGUCGAGGCGAAACUCUCCGUGAAGGAUGACGCGAAGUCAUCAUCUUCGUCUCCUCCUCCACCGAACUUCUCCAUGGAUGGCGCGCACAGAGGACUCGCGAGCAUGAUGCCGGAGGAGAAGCCCUUGGACGUUGUUGGCGAUCCCGAGAUCCCAGAACCGGCUGACGGUGUUGGUUUCGAUCAAGAUCCGGAGUCGCCUAAGAAAGGUGGGGAGGAGGGGGUGGCGGCGGCGGCCGAAAAAGGGGUAUGGCCUGGAUUUUCCCAGAGACCGGAUGCGAUCGAUUGCGCAUUUUAUAUGAAGACAGGGACCUGUAAAUUUGGGUUGAAUUGCAGGUUCAAUCAUCCCCCAAAAAGGAGACAUAGGGCCAAGCCGGAGAAACAAUCGGAAUAUGUUCAGACUAUUAAAGCGGCACAUAAGGGAUCUGGUUCGGAAAAGAUGGGUCAAACAACGUGCAAGGAAUUUGGAAAGGUUGGUGAGAAGGAAAAGAAAGUUGCCCAAAAGAGUUUCAGGCCUGAGAAUGCUGAAAAAAAGCAAAAGGGUACUGUACUAAAAAAGGUGGAGCAAACUGAGAAAAAGGUUGGUGAGAAGGAAAAGAAAGUUGCCCAAAAGAAUUUCAAGCCUGAGGAUGCUGAAAAAAAGCAAAAGGGUACUGUACUGAAAAAGGUGGAGCAAACUGAGAAAAAGGUUGGUGAGAAGGAAAAGAAAGUUGCCCAAAAGAAUUUCAAGCCUGAGGAUGCUGAAAAAAAGCAAAAGGGUACUGUACUGAAAAAGGUGGAGCAAACUGAGAAAAAGGCUGUUGAGAAAGAGGAACAGACUCCUUCCAAAAAGAUGGAUCAGGAGAAGGUCACAUUGAAGAAACAAUGGAAGGUUGUUCAGAAAGCCGCUAGAGAAGAGCAUGAAGAAUCUUCAUUGAUAAUGGAGGUACAAACAUCAUGCAGAGUUGAUGAGAAAGAAAAGGAGAUUGCCCAUAGCUUCAUGCAAUUAAAAUGCGAGAAAACAGAGGAAAAACAAAAGGCAAUCCUCUUAAGAACAGUGGAGCAGACAGAGAUAAAGGCUGCUGAGGACAAGCAAUCUUUUCCAGAAAGGAUAGAGCAUGAAGACAAGAAUGUCGACAUCCUAUCAUUACCAGAGGAGAAACAAACUCUUUUUGGAAGAUCAGAGCAGCAAGAUUACAAGGCUGCUAGGGAAAAGGGUAAAGAAACCACGUCAGAAAAGGGUGAACAGACAGAAUUCAAGGCUGGCACAGAGGAGGGUAAAGAAACUACUUUGGGAAAGGGUGGCCUGAUAGAACACAAGGCUGCUAUGGAAAAGAGUAAAGAAACCACUUUGGAAAAGGGUGGACAGAUAGAAUGCAAGUUUUACACAAUGCCAGGAGGUUGCAAGUAUGGGAAAUCCUGCAAAUAUGUUCAUUCUCAAAAGAAAAUGGAAGGCAAUUCAUCAAAAUUGAACUUCUUAGGCCUUCCAAUUAGACUGGGAGCAAAGGAAUGCCCAUAUUACAUGCGUACAGGCAAUUGUAAAUUUUCUACCAAUUGUAGAUAUCAUCAUCCUGAUCCUACUGUCGCAAUGGUUGGACAUGAUCCUCAUUCAGGAUGUCAAAGUAGUGGAUCUAUGCAACAAAGUGCCUUUGGAGCAUCAACAAUGCCUGUGACACCCAGUCGUAGUCAAGGAACACUUAAUGGACCAACUUCUUUUGUAGUUGCAUCACCAGCCUGUUCCCCAGCUUCAAAUUUGCAUUCACAAGGGUUCCAUUCAAAUUCAGGAUGCAAUGGGUAUCAGCAGGUGCACAUCGAUGAAUAUCCUGAGAGACCAGGUCAGCCAGAGUGCCACUACUACAUGAAAAAUGGGUUUUGCCCAUUUAAAUCAGUGUGCAAGUUUGAUCAUCCCAAGUCUCAUCUUCCCACGAAAUCCAAUGGUGUUUCCAUCCCCAGUUGCCCUCCACAAUAGGAGUAGCGGCUAUGGUGACAUUGCAGAUCCAAAUGUUAUGACAAGGUUGAUCAGUGCUGAGACGUGAGAUGCAAUCUCGGACAUUAGCAAAGCAAUGAAAGUGAUGUUUCUUCUCUAUUUGACUGAAAACCUGAGGAGGGUCGAUUGUUGCUACGGAGUGAAAGUUAAAUAUCUUCAUUAAACGGAACUUUAAUGUUCGUGUAUGAUAAAAUUCAUCGUAGCACGACAUACCACUCAAUAUGAGCGGUACAUAUCGAUCUGACAAGAGAUCGGUACGAUCAAUAUAUGAGUACACUUGCAUGUAUCAUGUGUUACGAUUUGGUAUAGUUCGUUAUGUAUCGUAUCGAUAGCUGAUUGAUAUAUCGGUAUGAAUCAGGUGAAUUAUGAUGUAUAGAUUAUAUUUCAUUUAUCCUAAUAUGAACAUAAAGUGAAUUAUCACUGCUAUAAAAAUUGUUAA
Musa acuminata AAA Group (dessert banana) is the source of this 2531-nucleotide messenger RNA. RefSeq names its product zinc finger CCCH domain-containing protein 65-like. Gene Ontology annotation, molecular function: mRNA binding; metal ion binding. The transcript is spliced from 21 exons. The record is from RefSeq and is a predicted model, not a curated record. The coding region runs from base 122 to 2074 and encodes 650 amino acids. NCBI's taxonomy places the organism in Eukaryota, Viridiplantae, Streptophyta, Magnoliopsida, Zingiberales, Musaceae.